UCUUCUUAAAACCCACCUUUUCUCCUUGGCUUUUAACACCUAGCAAGACAGUUGUGCUUAUUUUAUCCUUUUAUUAGUAUUUUAUUCUUUUAUCUUCUAUUUUAUCCUUUUUAUUCACUUAACUUAUGAUUGUUUUAUUUAUGUGCCCUGUGCCUUAUGGUGUGUUGUCUUUCAUUUGCCUGUCCAGCACUUUGGACCAUGUUGGUCCAAGGCUUUGCUCAGCUCCUUAACAAGGAUUAUUCUACCCAUACUGGCAUCACAACAACCACAACCUAUGACGCCGUCGGUGCUGCUGCUGUCGGCUCUGCUGGCUCUGUCCUCCGCCAGCCUGCCGGACAUCGUGAAGAGGAACGUCGUGAAGAGGAGCGUCGACUCAGAAGGAGACCUGGAGUGGCUGACGUGGACUGGCGGGCUGCCCAACGGCGCCGUGUCCAUCUACAACGACAACACUCACCGCAGAGACUACGUCUGCAAGGCUGGCUGUGAGGCUGGCUGUGAGGCUGGCUUCUACAGCCCAGACCUGGGCUCUUACUGCCGCUACCCCUAUGGAGGCCACGAGUACAAAGCCACCAUGUUCCAGAUCCUGGCCAACAAGGACAACAUUGAGUUCCUGGAGUGGAAAAAAAGUUCCCACGGCUGGGUGCCGAAGGACUCGAUCCAGACCUGCCCGGGCGUCGACAUCUACGUCGCAAAGAACAAGUACGGCCUUGGGAAGGUGCAUCGCCGCCACGGGUCGUUCUUCUUGCCCUUGAAAGGUAAAGAGCACCGGUACAGGUCCUACGAGGUCCUGGUCAUAAACAGGGACUACUACGCCCAGAAAAUCAGCAACGUCAAGUAUGCCAUCAACAACGCUGCCAUUUUCCGCCACCCGCCCGAGACCAUGACCAACUCCAGCACCACCAACAACGCGUGCAGGGCGGUGGUGAAGACGGUCACCCUCUCCAAGACCUCGCGGGUGGAGAGAACCUGGAACAUCGGCCACUCCACCAAGCUGGGCAUCACCACCACUAUCACCGCUGAGAUCCCCUUCACCGUCUCGGUGGGCGUCGAGCUCACAGCUGAGAAGACGAUGGAGUCCUCCCGGGGAACCACCAUGGUCGACCAGCUCAGCCGCUCUUUGACCGUGGAGCUCACCGUCCCACCCAACCAUUCCUGCAACGUCCGCAUGGAGGGACGCAAGAUGACGGCCGACAUCCCCUACACGGCCCGCCUCAGCCGGACCUACCGCGGCGGCAAGACCCGGUGGACGUCCAUCUCGGGGACGUACAAAGGAGUCCAGAUGGGGGAGGUCCGGGCCGUGGUGGACCCCUGUGAGCCCGUGGCCGGCGCCAAACCUUGCCCCUGAAAGAUUGAUGGAGGAUGGACCAGAACGUUUCUGCAUCUUUGAAUAUCAAAGUAAAUUACAUCACAAUAAAUAAAGAUGCUGCGCGUUGUGGAACAUAUAACCUGCUAUAUUAACCUGCCAUAAUAACUUGCUUACAUUAAUGCUAUGAAAAUCUGCUUUAGCUAGAAUGUAGACUUACAGAGACAUAUUAGGAAAUUAUAUUUGACCUCUGGUUAAUGUGGGAAUAUAAUGGGACUAUAAUCAUAAACAAUUAUUGCAAAGCUUAAUCAAUUAUUGCAAAGCAUAAACAAUUAUUGCAAAGCAUAGUGCAGAGUGCAGACUUCUGCAAGAAGGGCGAGGGCCGGAUAUGUGUGCGUGGCAUGAAUAGGUGUGUGCAGAGUUCAAGUAUCGGGGUGCAAGGAAGUUCAGCUGGGUGAAAAGUGCAGCACACUCAAAGAUAAACAACAGCCCCAUAUUUGGAGUGAAGACCUGUCUGAACAGGAAAAGCAGAAGUGAGAUCAGACAGACAGAAGUGUGAAAAAGAGGAAAUGCUUUGUAACUAAUGAAACCAUGUUCGUGUGUAUGCAGGUCAAAUGACCAAAAUAACCAUGUUUGUGCGCUUCAAUAAAUACAGCCUGCUUAUAGCAGAGCGGCAGAGUUUCAGCAGAACGGAGACCGACCACGGGCUCUGUAAAGCUGGGCUCUCCCUUUGCAAAGG
This is a messenger RNA of Cololabis saira (Pacific saury), 2042 nucleotides long. Its product is annotated as natterin-4-like. Lineage: Eukaryota; Metazoa; Chordata; Actinopteri; Beloniformes; Belonidae. The record is from RefSeq and is a predicted model, not a curated record. Gene Ontology annotation, cellular component: extracellular region. Bases 275 to 1345 code for a protein of 356 amino acids. The transcript is spliced from 3 exons.